ACAAUCAUUGUAGGCAUGAAGUCGUUCGUCAACGACAUCUUCGAGUGCAUCAUGGGCGAGGCGUCGCGCGUGGCGCAUUACAAUAAGCGCUCGACCAUCAUCUCCAGGGACAUCCAGACGGCCGUGCGCUCUCUGCUGUCCGGGGAGCUGGCCAAGCGCGCCGUGUCCGAGGGCACCAAGGCCGUCACCAAGUACACCAACUCCAAGUAAA
This is a messenger RNA of Manis javanica (Malayan pangolin), 211 nucleotides long. The record is from RefSeq and is a predicted model, not a curated record. Lineage: Eukaryota; Metazoa; Chordata; Mammalia; Pholidota; Manidae.